This is a messenger RNA of Cuscuta europaea, 1406 nucleotides long. NCBI's taxonomy places the organism in Eukaryota, Viridiplantae, Streptophyta, Magnoliopsida, Solanales, Convolvulaceae. The record is from the annotation of a GenBank genome assembly.
GUAGGAACUAAUCCUGCUAUAAUUUUACCACAAAAUGCUAAUGAAUCUAAUGAAAUUAGUUUAGACCAAUAGAUCAAACCGAACCGAUUGCUUUCUUUUGGUUUUCAAGGAUCUUCAGGCAAAACCGAUUCUUCUCACUCGUUUGCUGAAUCCUCGAAGUAGACAGAGUUGUCUCGGCAAACAGGCGCUGGAGAAUGGAGGAUGCACUUGUCCUUAUACUUUCGAUGUUCCUUGUUUUGGCCUUAAUACCGUUGUAUUUAUGGAAACUCCGGAAGAGCUCUCAAAUUCCAGAGGAGCCUGAAGAAGAAACUCUGGUUAGGCGGAGGGAAGCUGUCGUCAGGGCAACUGGAACUCGUCGCAUGCGUAGAAGACCAGCUUCUUCAGCUGCCAGUACAUCUUCAGCUGCUGCUGUAGAAGAAAGUGUUGAUGAAAGUGAUGAUGAUGCAUCUGGGGAUGGAUAUUAUGCUGCCAAGGCAUCAAAGAAGAAGGAAAAGAAGCGUCAAGAGAGGGCAGCACAGAGACAGGCUGAAGAAGCUUCUCGUGAUUCAAGGCAGAUUAAAUCAAGCCGUUAUGAUGAAAUAAGGAGGAAAAAGGAGGAGGAGCGUGAGGCUAAAGAGCAUGCCUUAGAAGAAGAAGUCAAAGCUCGCCAGGCAAAAGAGGAAGAAGCUGCUGCCCACGAGUUUGAAAAAUGGAAGAGCGCAUUUUCAGUUGAUGCUGAAGGCACUACUGAAAGUGACAUACAAGAUGAAAGCCAUGGCUUGCUUUAUGAUUUUGUUGAAUACAUUAAGAAGCACAAAUGUGUUCCACUGGAGGAUCUUGCUGCAGAAUUCAAAUUGAGGACCCAGGAGUGUAUCAACCGGAUCAAUUCACUGGAAGAGAUGGGGAGGCUUUCGGGUGUUAUGGAUGAUAGAGGGAAGUAUAUAUACAUCUCUAUAGAAGAAAUGAAAGCUGUGGCAGACUAUAUCAAACGUGAAGGUAGGGUUAGCAUUUCACAUCUUGCCAGCAAAUCUAACCAGUUCAUCGACUUGGAGCAAAAAUCCCAGUUGGCCGAAGACACUGUCAGUUUUGGGGAGAUAGCUGUUGCUUGAUUCUCUUUUGGUGUGGAGGAGCUUAAAUUAUGGUUGCCUGCGAAGAGAUUAAAAGGCAACUUAUCGAGAAGAAGUACAAAGCCACCUUUGUGAUGAGCUUCUCUUCAUGUUUCUAGAAAUCAUGGUCUUCAAAUAUCUAUGGAUUUUUAUGGUAAAUCGACGACUUAAUUUAAUUGACGAUUUGUCAAACGGCUUGCAAUAUAGUCUAUGGAUUAUGCUUUCUAAUGUUUUGUUACUCUUUUACGGUAAUUUUAUGUAGCUGUACUUAACAAAUUGUUAACAAAUUGGUGACUCCUUUAGAACCUCCUUGCAAUUUUG